UCGAGCUUCCGGGCUGUUCGCACUUUAUAUGCGCUAACCUAAGUGACCCAAGAAAUCCCAGACGUGUCAGUCUCAGUCAUGGACCAGUUGCACCUUUACGCGUGGAUCGAUAUAAAGAGUAUUUUGAUAUUUUCGUGUGUGUUUUUAUUGCUGAGUGAUUAUUUUAGAAACAAAUCGCCGAAGAACUUUCCUCCUGGACCAUGGUCUUUGCCGAUUAUAGGAGACCUUCAUCACAUCGACAAUACUAGGAUUCAUCUUCAGUUCUCAGAGUUUGCAGAAAAAUAUGGCAAGAUUUUCAGCCUUAGAAUUCUUGGUCCAAGAAUUGUUGUGUUGGAUGGAUAUAAACUUGUGAAGGAAGUGUAUUUACAACAGGGUGACAACCUCGCUGACCGACCCGUGUUACCUUUAUUUUAUGAGAUAGUUGGAGACAAAGGUUUAGUUGGUGCCAAUGGGUAUAAGUGGAAGCAACAGAGGAGAUUUGCACUCUCAACUCUUCGGAACUUCGGACUGGGAAAGAAAAGCCUGGAGCCAUCCAUCAGUGUUGAAUGUUGCUUUCUGAAUGAGGCUAUUUCAAAUGAGCAAGGUCGAUCAUUUGACCCUCGUUUACUUCUGAACAACGCCGUCUCAAAUGUGAUCUGUGUGCUUGUGUUUGGUAAUCGAUUUGAGUACAGUGACAAUGACUUCCAGAAUCUGUUGAAGAACAUCAAUGAGGCUGUGUAUCUGGAAGGAGGCAUCUGUGCUCAACUGUAUAACAUGUUUCCAUGGCUCAUGCGGCUACUCCCUGGACCACACAAGAAAAUUCUUGCUCUGUGGCAUAUGGUGAUUGACUUUGUUCGAGAGAAGGUGAAUGCACACAGAGUGGAUUAUGAUCCAUCAAAUCCUCGAGACUACAUUGACUGCUUCCUUGCUGAGAUGGAAAAACUUAAAGAUGACACAGAGGCUGGGUUUGAUGUGGAGAACUUGUGCAUCUGUGCUCUGGAUCUGUUUGUAGCAGGAACUGAGACCACCUCCACUACUCUGUACUGGGGUCUUCUCUACAUGAUAAAAUAUCCUGAGAUUCAGGCAAAAGUUCAGGAGGAGAUUGAUCGUGUUGUGGGAGGGUCACGGCAGCCAUCUUUAUCAGACAAAGACAACAUGCCCUACACCAAUGCAGUCAUUCAUGAGAUACAGAGGAUUGGAAAUAUUGUUCCAAUAAAUGUAGUCCGGGCUACUGUGGAAGACACUCAGAUAGGACAAUACUCCAUUCCAAAGGGCACAAUAGUGACUGGCAGUUUGACAUCAGUGCUGUUUGAUGAGUCUGAGUGGGAGACACCUCACUCUUUUAACCCGGGUCACUUCCUGGAUCUAAAGGUGCAGUGA
Molecule: messenger RNA, 1359 nt
Organism: Carassius gibelio (silver crucian carp)
Lineage: Eukaryota; Metazoa; Chordata; Actinopteri; Cypriniformes; Cyprinidae
Product: cytochrome P450 2J4-like
Exons: 9
Coding region: 79-1359 (426 amino acids)
Biological process (GO): xenobiotic metabolic process
Cellular component (GO): intracellular membrane-bounded organelle; cytoplasm
Molecular function (GO): oxidoreductase activity, acting on paired donors, with incorporation or reduction of molecular oxygen, reduced flavin or flavoprotein as one donor, and incorporation of one atom of oxygen; heme binding; iron ion binding
Source: RefSeq, a predicted model, not a curated record